CGUAGCCAAAUGAGGUCAUUUCAUGACCUAUAUAUUAUUGAUCAUUUUAAAUUCAAUAAUUCGAUCGUACGUAGCUGUCUUCAGUACAUCGAGAGAACCCACGAAGGCGCGUGAUCCUACUCCAUGCCACGUGCAACUUUUGACUUAAUGACAGACCUUAUAGUGAUCUAAACUCACAGUUUGGAACCCAGCCUCCUCCCACCCAUCCCCGUAUCGUAAAUGGCAACCGAACUUAAAUUCUGUAAACCCAAAGACAAAAGUAAGUGCACUCUACUAGUGCAACAUUAUAAAGUAAACGGGUUACCAUUGAAAAUUAGUACCACCUGUUUAGAGAAAUAAUGUAAGCAUACCCUGCCUUCGCGCGCGACACCCGUUUGUACGUGACAAAGAUAUCUAACAUUUCCGUUUCCUCCCAAUGUUUAAGACCCCAUUGCACAAGCCAAUUAUUGAAAUAGAAAUUUGUUAGUCCCAAAACGUUUGACUCCAUCUCUCGGAUUGUAUUACUGUUGUCUCUAUAAACGUGAAAUGAAAUUGGGUUUAACGUUCUAUUGUUCUGCUUCGACUGGGUCAAUGAAGACGGGCAUGCGCCAUGCACUGUACUGUGAGGGGAAAUUUUACCCUGGCAGCGACACUAUGGCCUACUCUCAUAUCGAAUUCCAACUGCCAAGGGACCUUUUACGUGCACGCCAAUAUAUACACAGGAAAAUCUAUAAACGUGGGUUAAUUCGACUGCAUAAUACAAUAUACAGGUCACUAUAGAAUUCAAUUACUGCUUUUUAUUGAGCGACGUUUCUGUUGCCUGCUCUAAUCGUGGGAUUUAAACAAACUUUUGGCAGAUUAACAUCAUGCUACCCCUGUGGAUUAUAACAGUUGUUGUUGGCUACUUUACUAUCAAAUGGUUUCUGAACAGAUUAGAGGUGGGGAACAUUGAUGACAAAUACGUCUUCAUAACCGGGUGUGAUACGGGGUUUGGAAAUGCGUUGGCCAAGAAAUUAGAUGGUUUGGGUUUUCACGUUAUUGCCGCUUGCCUAACUAAAGAUGGUGCCUCAGAAUUGAAGAAGGUGACGUCAGAACGACUGACGACUGUUGUAUUGGAUGUUACGUCAACACAAGACGUUAAACGAGUAAUGGAGGAAAUUGAUGAAAUGAUUCCGGCCAGUAAAGGUUUAUGGGCGAUCGUCAACAAUGCUGGAAUUUCGGGUUCCAUUCUACCCUUUGACCUUACAGCCAAAGAAGAUUUUGAAAAAGUACUGUCUGUUAAUUUAUUGGGACUAAUUGAUGUCUGUAUUAAGUGUGUGCCCCUACUCAGGAAAGGAAGGACAAAGGGACGGGUCAUUAAUGUUUCUAGUGUUGCUGGACGCUUUGCAUUAGGCGGGAGUGCUUAUGUGGUGUCCAAGUACGCCGUUGAAGGUUUUUCAGAUGGUCUCAGGCGUGAGUUAAGGUGUCAAGGAAUAUCUGUCCAUAUAAUAGAACCAGGAAAAUAUAAAAGUAAUAUCGCAAAUAAGGAGAGACUAACCAAGGAAAUAGAACAUGCUUAUCAUAGAACCAGUCCUGAUAAACGAGACUACUGUGGUGAAGAAUACAUUAAAAAAUAUAGUGACAGUCUUACUAAUUAUCUAUGCAACGGAAACCCUAACCUCGAACCAGUGGUUUCAGCCAUGACACACGCAGUGAUGUCACGUUUUCCAAAUCGUAGAUAUCUUGUUGGAUUGGAUGCUAAAUAUAUUUUUAGAGUUUUAUGGACACUUCCUGUCUGUAUUUCUGACUUUUUGUUUUGUUUAAUAAUCAUCCCACCAAGAGGGGCAAAGUAGAUAACUGUAUAUAGUUAUUAGUGUUUAAAAUUUCAGCGGUUCAUAUUCGUAAAUGUUUUGUAUGGUGCUCCUGAUAGGGUAUUAUUAUCUUAAUAAAGUGUCAAAUAGAAUAACCGUCUUAUCUUAUCUCCUAAUAAGGUGUUCAGUACACUAAAGAUCUUAUCUCCUAAUAA
Molecule: messenger RNA, 1984 nt
Organism: Patella vulgata (common limpet)
Lineage: Eukaryota; Metazoa; Mollusca; Gastropoda; Patellidae
Product: short-chain dehydrogenase/reductase family 9C member 7
Exons: 5
Coding region: 846-1811 (321 amino acids)
Molecular function (GO): oxidoreductase activity
Source: RefSeq, a predicted model, not a curated record